Thlaspi arvense is the source of this 525-nucleotide messenger RNA. The record is from the annotation of a GenBank genome assembly. Lineage: Eukaryota; Viridiplantae; Streptophyta; Magnoliopsida; Brassicales; Brassicaceae.
AUGUUUUUCUUUAUAAUCAAAGAUGAAAACUUUUUCGCAUUUUCUUAUGGUGAUGCUUUAACUGUGAGAGUGGCUAAGCAAUUGGAGCCUUCCGUUGCUGAGUUCUUAAUGGAAAAGGAACUUGAUUAUCUAGUUGGAGCUGAGGCAAAUCUCCAAAAACCAUUGGCAGCAAUUUUUGGUGGCUCCAAGGUAUCAACUAAGAUUGUUGUGAUCAAGUCAUUGCUGGAGAAGGCCGAUGUGCUCUUGCUUGGUGGAGUUAUUGAGAAAGCCAAGUCCAAGGGUGUCUCUUUAACGCUCCCUUCCGAUAUUGUUCCAGCGUUUGGUAUCCCUGAUGGAUGGAUGGGAUUUGACAUUGGGCUUGAUACCAUCAAAGAUUUUGACGAAGCCUUGGAUUCAACUAAAACCGUUAUCUGGAAUGGACCCAUGGGGGCGUUAGAAAUGGAAAAGUUUGCUGCAGGAACAGAGGCACAGAAAACGCCCUGCGUGCUUUAUUUCUCGGUGUUAGCAAUCAGCUGUAGUUAUUAG